Molecule: messenger RNA, 546 nt
Organism: Didymodactylos carnosus
Lineage: Eukaryota; Metazoa; Rotifera; Eurotatoria; Philodinida; Philodinidae
Source: the annotation of a GenBank genome assembly
AUGUUAAAAACUCUGAUGUUCCAUGAAUUAGACGCCGCAACAUUUCCUGUCAAAAGAAAGAAAAUUGACGAAGCAUCUAUUCGUGUACGCGAUCAAGAUUUGAAAGUGUAUGCAAUUAAAGCUGCCAUAAAUCAAUGGAGCAACGAUUUUCCUGACGAAACAAGUGGAGAAGGAACUGACACAGAUGAAGAACUAUUUUCAGAGAAAAAAACAUUUAUUCGUAAAAAACAAGAUAUUUUAGAAGAUAAUGAACAUGGUUACGCAAAAAGUCGUACGACCCCCAGAAUUCUAACUUCUGAGGCCAUCUCAAACUUGUUGGGGAUAGAUAUACCUGAUGAGUUUUCGAAAACGAUCCAAGAACAUAAAAAAUUAAAACUAUCGUCGGCUCAUCUAGAAAUUAUUAAACAAAGACAUAUUAUUAAGGUAUCAGAAAAGCGGACAAAACAACAGAGCGAUGAUAAAUCGGACUAUGAAAAACGCAAUUUUAUGGUACCAGAGACUGUUAUACAGUAUGUUAAGACAAUCAAUCCGUACUGCAGUUUAUAA